AUGCAAGAACUACCGAGGAAUAUCUGUGAUGAGGUUAACGUGCAAGGUCUCAUGCGAGUCAUGCGAACGGACCGGCUUAUCAAACAUAACAAAGAAACCACCCGUGAUGAACAAGCAGGCUUUCGUCCUGGCCGAUCUAUGAUUGAGCACGUGUUUAUUGCUAGGAGGAUGAUCGAAAUGUGCCAGCGGCACUCGAAGCCCGUGUAG
Messenger RNA from Necator americanus (New World hookworm), 207 nucleotides. RefSeq lists its product as uncharacterized. Lineage: Eukaryota; Metazoa; Nematoda; Chromadorea; Rhabditida; Ancylostomatidae. The record is from RefSeq and is a predicted model, not a curated record. Bases 1 to 207 code for a protein of 68 amino acids. The transcript has a single exon.